This is a messenger RNA of Caenorhabditis briggsae, 1128 nucleotides long. The transcript is spliced from 7 exons. The record is from RefSeq and is a predicted model, not a curated record. The coding region runs from base 1 to 1128 and encodes 375 amino acids. Gene Ontology annotation, biological process: medium-chain fatty acid biosynthetic process; medium-chain fatty acid catabolic process. Gene Ontology annotation, molecular function: acetylesterase activity; monoacylglycerol lipase activity. Lineage: Eukaryota; Metazoa; Nematoda; Chromadorea; Rhabditida; Rhabditidae.
AUGGCGUUUGCAUUGAUCUUGGUGUUGGGAAUAAUUACUCCGAUAUUUUUGUGGCUUUAUUCUUGGUAUAUUUCAGCAGUGCCCAAGCAUUUUGUCAAAUCUGGCACAAAACUGGAAAAGAAAGUAACUACCAAUUUGAGAAUACUCCAGCAAAAAUAUCAUCCCAGCUGGUGGUGUCCAUUUGGAACGACGCAAACUAUUGUUCGUCAAAUCUUCCGCGACUGUCCAGAGCUACCGUUCCAAAGAGAAAUUGUGGAGUUUGAAGAUGGAGGCGCCGCUGGAAUCGACUGGCUCAUACCUGAAGGUUCCGAUGAUACUACACCAAUCGUAAUAUUUUUGCCUGGUAUCACCGGAAGCACCCAUGACAGCAGUUAUGUACUUCAUCCAGUAAAAGAAGCUAGAGACAAAGGAUGGAAGUGUUUGGUUGUGAAUCCUCGCGGGCUAGGUGGUGUUAAACUCAGAACUACUCGAACAUACAACGCAGCUACUCCUCAUGAUUUUGCAUAUAUCGCUAAAAUGGUGAAUGAAAGAUACCCUGAAGCUAGAAAGCUAGGAUGUGGCUUUUCAAUGGGAGGAAUGAUACUGUGGAAUUAUCUUGCUAUGUCUGGCGAACAAGCAGACCUUGAUGGCGGCAUGAUCGUUUCCUCUCCAUGGGACCCAAUGGUCGCUUCAGAUUCGAUUGAAUGUUUCAUUCCACAGUUAAUCUUCAACAGAUUCAUUGCAAAAAAUUUAGUAGACAUUGUGAGACCGUACCGAGAACUAUUCAAAGAUAUGGUUGAUUUCGAUGAAGUUAUCAGCAGUACAACAGUCAGAGGGUUUGAUAAAUCAUUUGUUACGCCAAUGUACGGGUUCGAAAGUUAUGAGGCUUAUUACAAAAUGGCUACUCUAGCUACAAAAGUUGACAAAAUAAAAAUUCCAUGCGUCACAUUAAACUCUGUCGACGAUUAUUUUAGCCCAGUGCAAUGUAUUCCCACUGGAGACAUCAUGAAUAGCGACCAUGUUGUUGGUAUAAUUACAAAUCACGGAGGACAUACUGCAUUCAUGGAGUCUGCCGAUCCAAACGCUCGUGGAAUGGUCGAGAAACUUUUAUCGCAAUGGGGAAAUCUGAUUUUCCAUGAUUAUCAUUAA